Molecule: messenger RNA, 1281 nt
Organism: Iphiclides podalirius (scarce swallowtail)
Lineage: Eukaryota; Metazoa; Arthropoda; Insecta; Lepidoptera; Papilionidae
Source: the annotation of a GenBank genome assembly
AUGGAGGCCUCGUCUUCGGACUACAGCGACGAGGAAGUGGGGGUCAUCGCGCGGGGCCAGAAGCUCUGGGUGCGUGGUGUCCGAGCGCACACGACCUGCGCGGAUAUUGUCCGGGCGUUGCAGGAUGCUCCCGAAGCUGGUAGUGGAUUAAGUGAACACGGCGAAUGGGUUUUAGCUGAGAGAUGGAGAGGUGUGGAGAGACCUUUGCCACCCGACGCACCAGUCUUACACGUCCUAGCCGCUUGGGGCGAUGCCAGACACGAGGUGCGGCUCUCUCUUCGGCGGUUGUCCAGCGGGGGCGAGGACGAUUCGGGGAGAGACAGUGACGCCGGGAGCCGUGCUGGGGCCCGGAGGCGUCGCAAGAAAGGAGUCCGCGCCGCGACCCCGCCGCCCAAAGACCGCGAAGACCACGAUGACCCCGCCACGAAACUAGUCUCCAUUAUCCAGCAUCAGAGCAGGACGAUACACCAGCAGUUGGACAAGCUUAGGGAACAAGAAAAACUAAUCGAUCAUCUGGAGGACCAAACCCACAAGAAUCGAAUGGAAAAGCACGGAACCAACUACCUGCUUGAAUCAUACCUCCGAGACCUUGGGCGAUGCAGUGAAGUAAACGAUAGCCAAGCCGGGAACAGUGACAGCGGAGUUGGCGUUGGAAGCGGGACCCCUCCGAGGCGACACACUAAACAUAAAUCCAGAAGGGAAAGGCACUUAAUGAGGGAGCAUUACUUCACAAAAGAACUAACAGACAUCUGCCAAGUCAACUCAGAACGACUUACACAGACCCACACGGACACCGAUUCAGACGUUUCAGCAGACGAGCUUUCGAGGAUACGCGAGGAAAUUGAACUGUUAGAAAAGCUAGCGAUAAUCAACAAAAGGUUACACCGAGAAGAGGAACUAGUCGUGAGACUAACAGCGAAGGUAAAGCGAUACACGGACGAAAAUAAAGCGAACAGCUGCGAAAACGUCACUCAGGUCGCAUUGCUCAUCGAAAAGAUAGAAGAGGAGUUAGCGAAAACUGCACAAGAGAUGGAAAACAAUGCAACAGAAAUGGCGAGAACAGAUAGCGAAAUAGAAAGUAGAAUGAAAUUGCUAGAUGAAUUGACAUUGGAGUUGGAGGAGGAAGAGUUACAAAAUGCCGUUCUCGAGAGAAAGCUGAACGAGGCCUCCAGUCGACAGCCGAUUCUACUGCAAGAGAGCUACGUCCCUGUGCUAGAGCAAGCAAACAACCAGCCUGUGUUCUCAUACGGGGCAACGGGUUACGUUUUAGAUACACUCGUA